AUGAGUUUUCAGUCGAUCUCAUUCAUCCUUCGUGCUGAGCGCUCUUUGGGUGGUCAUGUUAUGCGAAUGCUGGCUACUUCUGAACCAGCUGGCCAAGGCUCAGUAAAUGCACACGCUAUGGCUCUGACUAAGUACGCAGACACCCCAACGGGUUCCUUCAUGACACGACACACAUCAGAUAUGAGGAUAUCAUACGUUCACGAUCGUCUCAAUUACAUAUUGAGAAAUGAGCUGAAAACACUGAUGGGAUCGAGUUUCUUUGAACUUAUUGAGCCGAGCGAUUUGCCGUCAUUCCGAGAAUCAAUGAAGACAUUGUUCGCCAAGGGUCACGUUCGCACUCCACUGUAUCGUCUAUUGGCUGCCAACAAUACAGUAGUUUGGCUGACCACAGAAGGCGUCCACUGUCAACCAUACAUCCAAAGGCCAGAAAGCCCAAUAUGUAAUCUGCGUCCAUCAUAUAGCAGGGGUAUUCUGGAUGAGGUAUCGUCAGCAAGCCAAGGUGGUGUCGCGGCAGGGAUUGCGAUUGAAAUCAAAAAGGAGGCUGGUCGUCAACCUCACAUCGAUGGCAGUGGUGCGUUGGAUUUCCAAAUGCAACCAUUCACUGGUCCGGAGGACUUCAGUGUGAUGUCACGGCUGUUAUCGUUUGGUGACCCUGAAGCAGCGAAAAAUUCUUCCAUCGACGGAACGAGUGAGAGGAGCAGCGGCACGUAUUCGGACGCAUUUUUUCGCGGCCAGCCAGAAUGCACGGCUCAGAGCUUUGGACAG
This is a messenger RNA of Ostertagia ostertagi, 765 nucleotides long. The record is from the annotation of a GenBank genome assembly. NCBI's taxonomy places the organism in Eukaryota, Metazoa, Nematoda, Chromadorea, Rhabditida, Trichostrongylidae.